AUGUUCUCCAAGCUUUCUUCAAGGUUUGGGGGUCCAAAUGCGACAACACACGAGCGCGGUUCAGUCGACGUCGAGGCUUCCGAUUCUGAGCACUCCAUCAUCAGAGACGGAGAUCUCGCCUACACUCUCGCGAAAGGAGGAAAUGGAUCCAAGCCGGCAUACCAGGAGGCUGUCGGGGCACCCGUCGAGAAACACUCCCCUCUCGGAUACCACGUUGGUUGGAUCACUGUCAUUUUUCUGAAUGUAAACCAAAUGAUUGGCACUGGUAUCUUCUCAACGCCUGCAUCCGUCCUCAAUGGCACUGGAUCCGUAGGCCUAGCCUUCAUUUACUGGACAAUAGGCUUCCUUAUGGCUCUCGCAGGACUGAGCGUGUAUCUCGAGCUGGCUAGCUAUUUUCCCAAUCGGAGUGGUGCGGAGGUAGUGUACCUGGAGCAAGCUUAUCCUCGGCCGAAACACUUCUUCCCUAUCGCAUUUGCGGUGCAGUCCGUUCUUCUUUCGUUCAGUAGCAGUAAUGCAAUUGUCUUGUCACGAUACCUCUGGCGAAUUGCAGGGAAGACGCCUUCCGCGUGGGAACUAAAGGGAGUUGCGAUCGCCGCAUACACCUUUGCCGUCAUAUGCGUUGUCGCUCACAACAAAUACUCUCUUUGGGCAACAAACAUCAUCGGCGCGAUCAAGAUCAUUACCCUUAUCUUCAUCUCGAUCACUGGACUCGUUGUUCUCGGCGGCCAUGUCGGUCACAUUCCCGAUCCCAAUGCUAACUUCCGCAAUUCCUUUGAAGGAACUACGGAUAAUGGCAACGACCUGGCUACAGCGCUUGUCAACAUUAUCUUCUCGUACACCGGCUAUAGCAACGCUUUCAAUGUCGUGAACGAGAUCAAGAACCCGAUCCCUGUCUUAAAGCGACACGCUACAAUCUCAGUGGUGGUUGUGGCUGUGCUUUACAUGUUUUGCAACGUUGCCUACUUUGCUGCCGUACCCAAGGCUGAAUUCAAAACUGCAAAGGAGAUUGCUGCUGCGGUCUUCUUUACCAAGGUGUUCGGGACCGGGCCCGCAGAGCAGGCGCUGAAUUUCCUUGUUCUACUCAGUGCUUUCGGCAAUCUCUUAGGUGUGCUGAUUGGCUCUUCCCGCGUAAUCCGUGAGAUCGGAAGGCAAGGUGUCCUCCCAUGGACCGCGUUCUGGGUGAACACCAAACCCUUCGGAACCCCAAUUGGACCGUACUUCCUAAAAUGGAUCAUGACUUUCAUCAUGAUUGCGGCACCUCCAGCUGGAGAUGCAUUCCAAUUUGUAAUCAGCUUGAAGACCUACCCAGACGGUCUGUUCCACUUCGCGAUGGCAGUUGGAGUCUACCUCAUCCGCGUUCGCCGGAAGCGCGCCGGUCUGGGACGAACGGAAUUCAAAUCGUGGCACGUGACGGUUAUCUUCUUCAUCCUCCUCCAGGUUUACAUUCUUGUCAUGCCUUGGUGGCCGCCCAAGGGUGGCCCAUACGCAGGCAGCGUCAGCUUCUGGUAUGCUACAUACUGCGUCGUUGGCAUCGCCAUCCUGAUAAUCUGUUUUCUUUACUACGCUGUGUGGAUGUGGCUCCUUCCGAAAUGGCGCGGAUACAGGAUCCGACCCGAAAUCCUCGACGUUACGGACAAUGGUGCCAAUACGCAUCGCCUUGUUCAAGUCCCGCUUUCUGAGUUGGCCCUAUGGGAUGCCGAACAUGAUGAUGCUGGCAACUUGCGGCGCCGGGCAGUCGUUGGGUCUCAAAGUUCCUCAAAAGGUGAUGGUAAGGUUGCAGUCGUCGGAGACCCAGUCACGGGUCAAAAGUACUAG
Molecule: messenger RNA, 1815 nt
Organism: Colletotrichum aenigma
Lineage: Eukaryota; Fungi; Ascomycota; Sordariomycetes; Glomerellales; Glomerellaceae
Gene: MUP1-7
Product: High-affinity methionine permease
Exons: 7
Coding region: 1-1815 (604 amino acids)
Biological process (GO): amino acid transmembrane transport
Cellular component (GO): membrane
Molecular function (GO): L-amino acid transmembrane transporter activity
Source: RefSeq, a predicted model, not a curated record